AUGGCGGCAAACAACUCGAUAGUUGCUGAUGCAGUGCUGGAAGAUAAAUUAGCUGAUUUAUGGCCCGACGACGUUCGGUGUCCAGAAUUUAAGAAUCGGGAGUUACGAGAUAAAGCGUUUCAAGAACUGGCCGAAAAACUUGGAACAACAUGUAAGAUAAUUCAAAAUUUUAUUAGUGUAAAAAAUACCAAUAUUUGGGGCCGUUUUGACCGGACAGCAAUUCAAUUAUUCAUUCUAGGUGAGUGGGCAAAGCUAAAAUCAGGGCCCUGAGAAACAGCUUCAGCAAAGCAAAGAAGCCCCCAGCUAGUGGAAGUGCAAGAAAAAACCCAACAAAGCGCACUCAAUGGCUACUUGAAAAACUCCAGUUUCUAACACCUCAUGUGGCAACUCGGGCUUCAAUUUCAAAUAUUGAU
Messenger RNA from Pocillopora meandrina, 413 nucleotides. Lineage: Eukaryota; Metazoa; Cnidaria; Anthozoa; Scleractinia; Pocilloporidae. The record is from the annotation of a GenBank genome assembly.